Acipenser ruthenus (sterlet) is the source of this 2960-nucleotide messenger RNA. Its product is annotated as lutropin-choriogonadotropic hormone receptor-like. Gene Ontology annotation, cellular component: membrane. Gene Ontology annotation, molecular function: luteinizing hormone receptor activity; thyroid-stimulating hormone receptor activity. Gene Ontology annotation, biological process: luteinizing hormone signaling pathway; ovulation cycle process; phospholipase C-activating G protein-coupled receptor signaling pathway. NCBI's taxonomy places the organism in Eukaryota, Metazoa, Chordata, Actinopteri, Acipenseriformes, Acipenseridae. The record is from RefSeq and is a predicted model, not a curated record. Bases 400 to 2517 code for a protein of 705 amino acids. The transcript is spliced from 11 exons.
UGUCAUGUAACAGGUGAAUAAUGUUGGACUGGAUCGAUAUUUAUUCAAGGCAACUAACGCGAGGCUCAUGUUUAUGCGAUGCAAACCUAAUAUUGAUAACAGACUUGUAUCAAGACACGUUGCCAUGUCUUUCAGCAAACUCAAAUUAAAGUUGUUAGCGCCCUGUGUUGCUGUUCACAGCACCGAAUAGACUCGCCUUUUUCAAUUUGAUGACGAAGUACAGUUUCGUCUUUGUAAAGAAGUGCUGGAUAAGGAAGAAACACGCAGCUAUGUCAAGAAGUCGGUCAUAAGUACACAGCGUGUCCAGAGUGCAACAAGUGAAGCUCAGCAUCACCUCAGUCAGUUUAUCACGGGGAGAACAAUACAACUUCACGUUUUAAUUUGACCAGUACUGGCACAAUGGCUUCAUUCGGACUAUGUCUUGUUAUUAUUUUAAUCUGCAACCUGUACCUACAGCUCGCUGCUUUGGGGUUUAUGUGCCCUGAGAUUUGUAACUGUACUGAAAGGACCAUCAACUGCUCCAGGGAAACUCAGCUUGCAUCAAAAAGUGAAAACGCUCAUAUUAAUUUGAGAUUAACUCAUCUCCCAUUCAAAGUGAUCCCGAGCUUUACUUUUAGAGGACUAGUCAACGUGUCAAGAAUUGAAAUUACCCAGAGCAACUCAGUUGAGAGAAUAAAAACACAAGCUUUUGUGUUCCUUCCCAGCCUUACUGAAAUCUUAAUUCAGAAUACAAAACAUCUCGUGACGAUUGAACAGGAGGCGUUUGCAAAUCUUCCAAAGUUAAAAUACCUGAGUAUUUGUAACACUGGAAUAACUAUAUUCCCUGAUUUAACAAAGAUCUACUCUAUGGAGUCCUAUUUUUUCCUGGAAAUUUGUGACAACAUGCAUAUAACAACCGUACCACCCAAUGCGUUUCUGGGGCUGGCUGAGGAGUGUUCACUAAUGAAUCUAUUUAAAAAUGGAUUCAAAGACAUACAGAGCUAUGCGUUCAACGGGACAAAACUGAAUAAACUGGUUCUUAAGGAUAAUAAAUAUCUAGACCAAAUACACAACGAUGCCUUCAGGGGAGCAACAGGACCUGAUAUACUAGACGUUUCUGCAACACCUCUCCAAGUUCUGCCCACCCAUGGACUGGAGUUGGUGAAAGUGCUUAUUGCUCGUGGCACUUACUCCCUGAUGACACUGCCACCUCUGGACAAGUUUGUUUAUCUACAGGAGGCUAAUUUAACAUAUCCCAGUCACUGCUGUGCCUUCAAAAACUGGGACAGAAAAAAAAAGCAGAGUUCUUCUAUUGCAUCACUUGGUAACCUUUCCAAUAAUUGUAAAGACUAUACAGCUCAUGACGUAUAUCCAGCUGAUAGUUACUAUUCGGAAAACAUGGAUUAUCUGUAUCCAGAACUGGAAAUCUGCAAGACGGAAAUUCACUUCAGAUGUACGCCAGAGCCAGACGCUUUCAAUCCCUGCGAGGACAUCCUGGGCUACGACUUCCUUCGAAUCCUUAUCUGGAUUAUAAAUGUAUUCGCCAUUGUUGGAAACUUUGCUGUACUGCUUGUUCUGCUCACCAGUCGCUACAAACUCACCGUCCCAAGGUUCCUCAUGUGCAACCUUGCCUUUGCUGAUUUCUGCAUGGGUGUUUACUUGCUUCUCAUUGCUUCUAUUGAUUGUAGAUCAAAGGGCCAGUAUUAUAACCAUGCAAUAGAGUGGCAGACCGGCGCUGGCUGUGGUGCAGCUGGGUUUUUAACGGUGUUUGCCAGUGAACUCUCAGUGUAUACCUUGACCAUGAUCACACUGGAGCGCUGGUACACCAUUACCUACGCCAUGCAGCUGGACAGAAAGCUGCGUUUCAGACAUGCUGCUAUCAUUAUGAUUGGGGGAUGGCUGUUUUCACUUGUCAUGGCUUUCAUGCCCAUUUGGGGAGUGAGCAGCUACAAGAAAGUUAGCAUGUGCCUUCCCAUGGAUAUCGAAAAUGCACCAGCCCAGGGGUAUGUUAUAUUCAUUCUGAUGCUCAAUGUCAUCGCCUUUAUUAUAAUCUGUACCUGCUAUAUUAAAAUCUACCUAACUGUACGCAACCCGGAAUUCGCAGCCAAAAACAGCGACACUAAAAUUGCCAAAAGAAUGGCAGUGCUCAUCUUCACUGACUUUCUGUGUAUGGCACCCAUAACUUUCUUUGCUAUUUCUGCAGCGUUCAAGGUGCCACUCAUCACCGUGACCAACUCCAAGAUUCUUCUGGUUUUGUUUUACCCCAUCAACUCUUGUUCAAAUCCAUUCUUAUAUGCAAUCUUCACAAAGGCAUUUCGAAGAGAUUUUUUUGUGUUAAUGAGCAGGUUCGGCUGGUGCAAGGCACAGGCAGACUUCUACAGAAUGCAUAGCUUCUCAACUCAGAAAUCCAAUAUAAGGAACACUUGCUCCUUGAGCAGUGCCAAUAGAACCUCUCAAGCAAUGCUAAACUUGACUACUUUCAAGUGUCAGUGUCCUACAGGAAAAGGAAAAGAAGAACCCUGCUACAGACGUCCUUAAUCGGAGUUGAUACAGCGUGUGUACUCUGGGAGUGCAUCUUGAGCGCUAAUGUCAGGGAUUUUCAUACAGAUCAAAAUUCAGUACAGUAUUAAACUAUAUUUUCAUGAAACCAGUUAAUAUAAUGACAAUGUGCUGUAUAUUUAAAUAAAACUUUAAUGUUAAGGUGUAAUGGUUAUGCUAAAGAAGGAUUCAAGCUUACUACAGUACACCAGUCAUGUUCCAUAAUGUUUCAAAAAACUGUUUUAUAUUGCUCGAAAUGUUUAUUUUAUUUAUUUGUGUUCAAACUUGUAAGGAUGGUUUUAAAGUGGGUUAAGCAGGCAACUUUGUCCUUGAUGUAGAAUGCUUAUUUUGGGGGGGUUGUACAGUAUGUUAGUUUUGGUAUUUGACUGUACAACGUUCAUACAUUGUUGGAUCUGUGCUCAGUUAUAAACCGAGUCAAAGAU